UUCUGGGGUGCUACCAGUCUCAGACCAUUAAGUCUGGUCUUCUUGUUAGAAUUUGAGUGCUGCACCCCACCUCUUUUCUGCUUCAUCCGGGACUCUCUGUUGUGUUCCCUGUCGGGGCAGUCAUUGGUGGUAGCUGGGCACCAUCUAGUUCUUCUGGUCUCAGGCUGAUGAAGUCUCUGGUUUAUGUGGCCCUUUCUGUCUUUUGGGCUACUACUUUUCUUGUGUCUUUGGUGUUCUUCAUUCUCCUGAGAAGGGAAAUAAUUGAAAGUACAGAGUCUUUGAGAAGAACGGAGAGAAUGGUAUCCACAGCAUUAGUAGAGGAAUUGAUCUUUAAUAGGAGCAGAGACACUUAAUAUUCAUAGUAGCAGGAGAGCAGAGAACAUAGAUUUAGAUGCAGGUAGUUUGGGACAUGGGAGGACACCACCAUUUCUCUCUAAAUUGUUUUCUUGAAAUAAUGAGUUAAGGUUAUCUGAGAGUGAAGAUGUGAGAGAAGAGAGUAAGAGUUUUAAAGAGAAUGAAAAGUUGUAUAAUAGCCGUUUUGGAGUAGAAUUAUUGGGCAGUGUUAAAUGUCCAUUUGGGAUUUGUGGUUUUGAAUUUAACAUGAGACCAAUUAAUGAUGGUUUUGUGUUUUCCUCCAGCAAUGCUUAGCUGCUUGGGGCAGACACAGAGAGGAAGUUUUUUUGAUUUAUUGGAAGAGUGAAUUUAACUUACAUUGGGGCUUUGCCAUACGAGCAAAAAUCAAAUUAAAGUAGAUCUUGUAGAUGAGAAUUUUACAGAAUUAAGAGGAGAAAUAGCAGGACCUCCAGACACACCAUAUGAAGGAGGAAGAUACCAACUAGAGAUAAAAAUACCAGAAACAUAUCCAUUUAAUCCCCCUAAGGUCCGGUUUAUCACCAAAAUAUGGCAUCCUAAUAUUAGUUCCGUCACGGGGGCUAUUUGUUUGGAUAUUCUGAAAGAUCAAUGGGCAGCAGCAAUGACUCUUCGUACGGUGUUAUUGUCAUUGCAAGCACUAUUAGCAGCUGCAGAACCAGAUGAUCCACAAGAUGCAGUAGUAGCAAAUCAGUACAAACAAAAUCCUGAAAUGUUCAAACAGACAGCUCGACUUUGGGCACAUGUGUAUGCUGGAGCACCAGUUUCUAGUCCAGAAUACACCAAAAAAAUAGAAAAUCUAUGUGCUAUGGGCUUUGAUAGGAAUGCAGUAAUAGUGGCCUUGUCUUCAAAAUCAUGGGAUGUAGAGACUGCAACAGAAUUGCUUCUGAGUAACUGAGGCUUAGAAUGAGAGCUGCUGAUGUAGUCGAGCUUGCCCCUUCUUGAGGAGCAUCAACAUCUGUUAUUUUUAGGAUUCUGCAUAGAUUUCUUUUAAACUGGCAUUCUUGCCUAAUGAUGUUAUCUAGGCACCAUUGGAGACUGAAAAAAAACCUGCUCUGUAAAUAAAGCUAAUUAAACGUCUGUGUAAAUUUAAAAAGGGGAAAUACUUUAAUUUUUUUCUUACUCGAUAGUGUAAAAAUUCUUUGAGCUAGGCUAAAACCAUGGAAAAAACAUGCUACUUUACUGUUUAGCAGUGUACCAAGACUAGCAAGAGUUUGCUUCAGGAUUUUAUUGAAUAAUUAAGAUACUAUUUUGAGUGUGUCAGGACCAUUCAAAUUGUUGGUGUUGCAUCACAGCUACCUUAACUCUUUUUAACAUGGAUCCUCUGUGCCUGUGAAUUUACUUGCAUGCUUGUACUUGACUUCUUAGGAUGGGUAGCUGAAAAGACCACCAUUUUAAGCAUUUAAGAAUUCUUAAAAUGAGAUUUAUCCAGAAUUGAAGAUGGUGACCUUAUUCAGAGCGUUUUUGUCCUUGUCAGCAGACUGGGACAUCAUAUCUAUUUUUUUCCCCUCUACCACACACAGCUAAUACUCUGUAUUUGGUGGGGAAGUGUGCUGAGGGACAGUAUCCCUUGCUCCAUUUUUAGGUAAUAGGCUUGGAAUGUUUUGUCACAAUUCUUCAAACACCCUUAAAGCUUUCCUAUGUAAGUAAUAAUGUGAAAAUGGAGCUGCCAAUUUUGUCUUGCAAAAACAGUAAAUACUUGAUGUUGCAGUAUUCCCAGAAUGAACGAAUCCGGUUUAGUUUUACAGUGAAUUUGACAUCUUUCUAUUUUUAAAACUGUCUUAGUAGAUGAAAUUUUUCUUUGAGAACUUGCAAGGAUGCUGUCAGCUGUUUGCAGUAGUUUUUUAGCCUAAUUUUGGGCUUUAUAGAGAUUGCUUUAUUGGAUACUUUAAAAGUCACUCUUGCUUGCAUUUUCCCCAUAUUGACACAUGAAAGCUGUGCUGGUGUUUUACUGUACAUACUUCAGAUGCACAUAGAAAUAGAAGUGUGUUACAAAUCUAGCUUUCUUUAUGAUGUUUCUGAUAAUACAAGAAUUGAAAACUUUACCUUCUCUUGUACAUAGUCAGACUUUAUGUUCAUAUUAAAGUUACAUUUCAUUCUAAGUUCUUAGUUUGAAAAUUAUUAGUUUGGCAAGCUCAAACACUAACGUGACCAUUUUAUGAAGGUUGAAGUGACUUAUGCAGGCAGUCCUAUACAUAGAAACAUAAUUCUUAUUAAAUUUUCAGGACCAAUGCAAAAUAACAAAAUUGUAAUGGAAUCAGACUGAAUUAAAGUAAGGCUGUACAUAGAAAGUCAUAAAAAGUUUGUUUUCUUAAAGUGUUAUCAUAAAUUAUAAUGGUUAAAGUGUUUGGAAAAUAAUUUUUUGAACUGUAAAUUCGGCAUAACUUCAUUUGACUUCUCAGUAAUCUUAAUGCUAGAAGCAAUUAAAAAAAAAUUAAAUAUGUUAAUUAAUAUAUUAAAUGUUAAGGAUGUGAAGGUUCUUCCAAAAACUUAAAAGGCUUUCCUAAUCAACAGUAAACUCUUGUAGUUGGUAUUAUUGCAUAGUAAACACAAGUUGCUAUGUUUUUUUCCCCAUAUGUUCACUUAAGCAGAAAUUUCUUCAUAUAAUCAUCUCCUUUUAUUGUUUAGAUAUUUUCUAAAGAUGCCAAAGGAAAUAAGACUUUUCUUUAUUUAUUUUAAGCAGUUAAAACCUUAUACUUUAUAUUUUGAAGUUAGGUGGAAAUGUGUGAAAAUGUGGACAGUUUUGCUCUAUUGUUGGUCAGAAUUUUUUUAGCGGAGGGCGGCUUGGUGAUAUAAGUAAUAUUGGAUUUUUUUAAUAUUGAAUACAUCUACAUAGUUUACUAUUUGCCUAUAUUAUCAGGGUAUAUUUAAUUGUCCUGUGGUUAGACAAAGGAGAGCGAGAACUCAGAAGUUACUUCACGAUUAGGGGCAGCUAUAUCUUGCCUUUGAUUUUUAUACUUAAUUAGCCCCAGAGGGUACCUACUCAUCUAACUAUAAUUUAACAUCCCUAGUGCCCAGGAAAUUGGAAAGUAUGAUGAUAACUUGGUUUGAGAGGUUCUCCAUAGUGGAUUUUUUAUUAUAAAAAUUUGUUUACCUCAUUUACAUGUAAUGUGAUAAUAAUCCCACUUUCCUUUCUGGUACAUUUCCCAUUGUCCCUUUUGUUAAUGUUGUUUUUCAUUUCACUACAGGUGGAUUUAUUUCCCCAGACAUAAAUUAAGGCAACUGCUUUUUUUCCCUCUUACGUUAAAUGUUUGGAACAAAGAAAGACACUAAAAGUUUACACUUAGGAAAGAAGUACCCUGGUGGAAAUUAUUUUUAUAAUUGUCAGUGUUUUUGAGAUCUGUCAGUUUUAAAGACCUCAUAAAGUAUGGUUUAAAAAAGUACAGUUAAAUCCCAGUUAGGGCAGGGAGAUUUUCUAGAAGUCUCUAAUACUCUAAUAGGUUUUUUUGUAAUUGGAUCUAUUUCCUGAGCGUGUGCCUGACUUUUGAAAGAAAAAAUAAUUAGUUGUAUGGUAUUUGACUACAGGAUGAAUGAGUAGUAGUUUGCAUCCAAAUAAGUAUACAACAGUGUAUAGAUACCUAAAUAUUCGAGGAACUUGGUACUAAAUUAAAUGCUCUGAAUUGACUUCCCCAAAUGUUUAGAAUUGAGUGUGGGUUACUUAAAUACAUAAUAUAUCUAAGGCUGUAUCAGUGUAGUCAGAGUAUUUUGCUUUUGAGGAGAGGAAUCUAUGAAAUGAAGUUAAGACUGAUUUUUUUUUUUAAGUACAUCACAUUUGUGAUUGUCGUUGGCACUCAAAACUAUGCAAAAUAUUCUUUUUAAGUAUCUUAAGAAAGAAUUGGCAAUUAAAGUGGAUUUUGCUUAUUUAUGCACUACAGAUUGCAGCAUAUUGUGUUAAUGCUUAGGCUGCUUAAUAAGUUCUAAAUAUGAAAAGCAGAUCUUGGCUAUAAGUGUAUGACUGAUUUAGGCUUUUAAAUCUCUGCAGUAGGGAAGUGGUAUUUCCAUAAUCCUGUGUAGCAGCACAGGAAAUUAAGAAUUUUUUUGUUGUUGUUUUAAA
This is a messenger RNA of Trichechus manatus latirostris (Florida manatee), 4423 nucleotides long. It is a transcript of the gene UBE2K, whose product is annotated as ubiquitin conjugating enzyme E2 K. The record is from RefSeq and is a predicted model, not a curated record. Bases 974 to 1267 code for a protein of 97 amino acids. Gene Ontology annotation, molecular function: protein binding; ubiquitin conjugating enzyme activity. Gene Ontology annotation, biological process: protein polyubiquitination; proteasome-mediated ubiquitin-dependent protein catabolic process. The transcript has 7 exons. Lineage: Eukaryota; Metazoa; Chordata; Mammalia; Sirenia; Trichechidae. Gene Ontology annotation, cellular component: nucleus.